AUGCAGCCCGUCCGGCCCGCUCUGGACCUUCAGUGUGAGGCCCUGACCUGCACGGGGCAGGCCUCGCGCUCUCACAAGCCGCGGCGGCAGCUCAGCAAGCGGCGGCCCGCUGCCUCUAAGCGCCGCGGCGCGCCGCCGCGCUCAGCGGCGCGCAGCCCCACCCUGCUCGACUGCCCGCCCGCCCCGCUCACGACGACCGCGGAGCGCUGCGCGCGCGCAGCCGCCGACGCGCAGGAUGUGGACGCGGCGACUGCGGCGCUGGCCUCGUACGGUCUCUCCAUUUGGAACCUGGAGUGGUUUGAGGCCAACCACAACAACUAUCACUGCCAGGCGGACUCUGCCGCGGCCACCGCGGCCCUCGGCGCCACGGCCGCGGCGCUCGGCCUGCAUGCGCACCCGGCGCUCGCCACAGGCGGCGACCACAGCGACGAGCCAGGCUGGGACGACCCGGAACUGGAGGCCCUGUCAGCGCAGUGGCAUCAGCAGCAGCUGCAGCAGCGCGAGUGCCAGCAGUUUCACGACCAGCAGGAGCAGCAGCAGACCCAGCAGGACUGGCCACAAAGUUGGCAGCAGCAGCAGCAGCAGCAGCAGACCCAGCAGCAGCAGCAGCAGCAGCAGCUUGACCUUGGCCUUAUCAAGGCAGAUGACGACAGCAGCGAGCCCGGCUGGGACGACCCAGAGCUGGAGGCACUCGCUGCACAGUGGCACCACCAGCAGGCGCAGCGGCGGCUGUCCCACGCGUACCAAGCAGGUGGUGUGGCGCCAUCUCCGUGA
This is a messenger RNA of Monoraphidium neglectum, 774 nucleotides long. RefSeq lists its product as hypothetical. The record is from RefSeq and is a predicted model, not a curated record. The transcript has 2 exons. Bases 1 to 774 code for a protein of 257 amino acids. NCBI's taxonomy places the organism in Eukaryota, Viridiplantae, Chlorophyta, Chlorophyceae, Sphaeropleales, Selenastraceae.